Messenger RNA from Antechinus flavipes (yellow-footed antechinus), 2154 nucleotides. RefSeq names its product uracil phosphoribosyltransferase homolog (gene UPRT). NCBI's taxonomy places the organism in Eukaryota, Metazoa, Chordata, Mammalia, Dasyuromorphia, Dasyuridae. The record is from RefSeq and is a predicted model, not a curated record. The transcript has 7 exons. The coding region runs from base 136 to 1002 and encodes 288 amino acids.
CAGGGCAGGGCAGGGCCGAGCCGAGCUGAGGAGGCGGAAGCGAACCUCGUGCUGGCGCGUGCUGUCUCUGCCAGGUGCUUUCGGACUCUAGCGCCUUUGGGCUUUGGCAGCGUAGGGGCGGCGGGCCCCCGCUGUAUGGCCAAGCAGCUCCGGCGACCGGACGCCAUGCCCUGUCACAACCAGCAGCUCGCUCCCUCGGCGGCAGCCGCGGCCACUGCCUCCCCGUGUCCCGAGCCGGCGGAACCCGGCGACGGGCCCGGGCAGGACCUGGCGGGAGGCCCAGCCAAGCUGCCUGCGACCAACGGCGCCGUGGCUGGGCCGGCCGGGGACAGCGCCGAGGGCCCCCAGCCGGAGGAGCGCGAGCCUGAGGAGCUCUUCUCCCGCCAGCUCGGCCCGCAGCUCAAACUGCUACCCAUGAACGACCAGAUCCGGGAGCUCCAGACCAUCAUCAGGGACAAGACAGCCAGUCGAGGGGACUUCAUGUUUUCUGCGGACCGUUUGAUCAGAUUGGUUGUAGAAGAGGGAUUGAAUCAGCUGCCAUAUAAGGAGUGUACUGUGACCACUCCAACAGGAUAUAAGUAUGAAGGAGUGAAAUUUGAGAAGGGAAACUGUGGGGUCAGCAUCAUGAGAAGCGGGGAGGCCAUGGAGCAGGGUUUGCGGGACUGCUGCCGCUCAAUCCGAAUUGGAAAGAUUCUGAUCCAGAGUGAUGAGGAAACCCAAAGAGCCAAAGUCUAUUAUGCCAAGUUCCCCCCCGAUAUUUACCGGAGGAAAGUCCUGCUGAUGUAUCCGAUUCUGAGCACUGGAAAUACUGUCAUCGAGGCUGUAAAAGUCCUUAUAGAACAUGGUGUCCAAUCCAGUGUCAUCAUCGUCCUCAGUCUCUUUUCUACUCCUCAUGGUGCCACAUCGAUCAUCCAGGAGUUCCCAGACAUCACAAUUUUAACCACAGAGGUCCAUCCUGUUGCACCAACACAUUUUGGACAGAAGUAUUUUGGAACAGAUUAAAUUCAAGGAAAACUGGGUUUCCCUGUCCAACAUUAUAAGAGCAUAUUGAGUUUCCUCUUGUCCGAUUUUGGUUGGGGAAUGGGAUGAGACAGUGAGGUGGAAGGGCUAUUGAAAUAGAUUUCUUUUUCUGGGCCAAAUAGGAAAUAUUGGUGUUCUCUUCAUUUAAUUUGGUUAUUUCUUGACUGUUGGAAUGAAAUGCAGUAAUGAGGCACACUCAGCUCUUAGAAUUGCUGGGAAUUUUAAUAAUGUGCUUAUGCAAAUUACUGGACUCUUGAAUGAAUUUAUUCUCUAAUUUCUGAACUGCCCCUGCUCUGAGGUUUCUUGUAGUUACAAAUAAAACCCAAAAGAGUCAGUUCUCUAAGGCGCACUGGGAGUUGUAUUGUGCCCUGUUUGCUUUCUUCUCCCCUAAAGGGGAGGGUAUGCUAAACACACUUUCCACCUUUCUCUAUUCUGUACUUUCCCAGUUUGGGUGCUUUCUGGUGACUUGGAAAGAAAACUGAAUGCCUCUGGAAUUCCUCAUUUUCUUUCCCAUCUGUGCUCAGCAGGCAGACCCCAAGAUGUCGGUCCCAGAACAUGUAUUUGACAUUUCAGAUGGUCCAUUAUAUUCUUUGUGGCUCACUUCCCAAACAGUGUGUGGCUGGCUGGGCAGUGAAGGAAAAGGGGGACCAUUUUGGCAACUGGACUGUAGCAGUGACUCCCACUGACUGCCCCAGGGAAAUCAGAAUGGCAACACAGGAGGCCUAAGUACAGCUGAAUGCCAUCAAUCCAAAGAAAGAAAUGGCUGGGUGUGAGUGGGAUGGGGUAGGGUAGGAGGUAGUGGCAGGCAGAAUGGUUUCUUGCUUGGUCUUUUGGCCAAUAAGUAAAUGAAAAUGAUGUGAUAUUGAUUUUUUUUUUAUUAGAAGACUAUGAUUUGGAAAAGUCAUUUGGCAAGUUUUAUCAGUUGUAGAUGUGCUAAAAUGGGACAAAAGAAGGUCAUGUUUUGUACGAUCUCAAUGAUUUGUGGGUGUUGCUAUUUUGGUUUCCAAUUUGGAGAGGAAUUGGUUUCCAAAAUGGAGAGGAAUCAUUUUUGAAACAAAAAGUUCUUGGUCAACUGCUUGUAAAAACCUGUACCCUGUUUUGCAUUGAUAUUAAAAAAAAAUUCUAUCAGUGCUA